This is a messenger RNA of Penaeus chinensis, 1687 nucleotides long. RefSeq lists its product as uncharacterized. Lineage: Eukaryota; Metazoa; Arthropoda; Malacostraca; Decapoda; Penaeidae. The coding region runs from base 319 to 753 and encodes 144 amino acids. Gene Ontology annotation, cellular component: membrane. The transcript has 4 exons. The record is from RefSeq and is a predicted model, not a curated record.
AAUUUCCUGACCUACUUAAUCAAAGGUUAAAAGCUUCACUGCCCUACACACAUCACACUUUAACAACCUAUUCACUCAACUGUAUUGUUCUCCUUUCCAUAAAAUAUGACGAGAUUCCCUCUGCACCUAACAAACAUGCUACAUUUCGCGCUAAAAUGCUAGACGUUAUAGACAGAUGCACGUCAUAAAUAGGUCAGCCUCUGGGCUAGCCUUUCAUCCGAGGGUCGGCGGCUCGCGCUCCGCCCAGUCGCGAGAAGUUGCAAUUGUCGCCUGGAGGUUCCUGCUGUGGCUGGGCACCGCGGCGGGUAAGCAGCAAUCAUGGGGUUGAUCACGAUUAACACGGGUUACCUGAGAACGAAGUCGGGCAUCUUGAAGAUCAUAGAAAUCGUGUGCGUGGCCUCCGCCGUCGGCCUCCUCCGCGUGAGCUCCCCCGUCUGCGGCCAAACCGUGGGCUCGUAUUUCCUCGGCGUCGGAGUCCUCGUGGCCGCCCUGAUGGUCACGCCGCUGCUCCUCAUCUCGUACAUGAUGGGCAAGAUGCAGAUCCAGAACACGUUCUUGGAAAUCGCCUUCAACGCCCUGUUCGCCCUCCUCUUGUUGACGGUGGGCGUAGAUGCCCUCAAGGCCGUGGGCAACGUCUACAGAGACGACUACAACAAGAAGUGCUUCGCCAUGGGCAUCGUCAGCAUCGCCGCCUGCAUAACAUACUUGCUGGAUACAGUGGUUUGCGUGAGGCUGUACAGGAACAACAACUGAGAGGAAGGCGGUUGGGGCCUCUUGGGACUCACAGAUCUACGUCCCCGAUAUGUUCUUUAAAAGAGCUGUUAUAUAUAUAUAUAUAUAUAUAUAUAUAUAUAUAUAUAUAUAUAUAUAUACACACACACACACACACACACACACACACACACACACACACACACACACACACACACACACACACACACACACACAUAUAUAUAUAUAUAUAUAUAUCACUAAAAUGUUGCUAGAUAGCAUGUAAUAAUGGCAUAUGUUUCCUGUUUCGUAAAUUUCCUUAGCAGAUUCCAGACCUAAUCUUGGUAGCGUUUCAAGAAUACGACAAGAAUGACGCGCGUAGAGGCCGGUUUCAAAAAGCUUGUCAUAAAAGAUUAAUUUACGAAGAAUUUACUGAGGUGAGUGUAGAGUGUGUCUUUGUAUUCAAGAAUAUCUGUUUAUAUUUUACUAUUUUCCGAAGCCCGUUUAGAAGUUGAGGAUUUGUUAGGAUACUUUAAAGCUCAUCCAUACAAAGAAAAUAUUUGAAACUGGAAAAAAAUAAAUCACAUAUAUAUGGACAUAAACACACACACAUGUAUACUACCCUGAGGAUAGAUUACAUGUAAAUCUAACCUGCAUAUACUCAUUACAAGAUAUUUGUAAGAUUUUUCCUUUCAAAUAAAAUCAAAAUGUCUCCAAAUUGUAUAAUAGUCUCAAUAGAGGCGUGCUUGUGGGACCAAAACACCAUAAAAGUGUAGUAAAGGCUAGAACCAUUGUGUGAUCUUUGACCUGUAAACAAAAAAAGCAUAAGACAUGAGAAUACAGGUGUUCGUCGAUCUUUGUGAACCAUGUUAGAGAGGUCUUGACGAAAUGUUUUUGUCAGCACAACCACUUUUAUUCUUAGUGAUUGUAAGAAUGUUGUCUUUGCAGCGUUCUGCACAAUAAAUGCAAAUCUUUG